AUGGCUUCCACAGUAAACCAACAGCACUCCUUCCCGGCCGUGCCUCCAUCUUUCUCCGCUGGCGAUCAUGAGAUGCGAGACUACUACGCCACCCAGGAUGCACCACGACCUACCAUAAACCAGACACCGUACCUAACACCAUACCUCGGCUUUCGAGCUAGGCUCUCACAGGCAGUGAUUAAUCGCUGGACUAUUCUACUUCUUCUCGUACUCGUACGACUUCUCUUCGCUAUUGCGGGCGUCAAAUCAAGUCUCUCUUCUGCCCGCAGGGAAGCCCUCAGCGCGUGCACCCAAGUCGAAAAUAUCGGAAGCUCCAUGGCUUCUAUGCCGCAUUACAUGUCCCAAGGUAUCAACGAAAUGACGGCAGCUGGUGUUGAAAAGGCAGUGGCUGGACUCAUGUCAAUGCUGGGUCUCAGCGUCACAGGCGUCGAGGAGAUCGUCCUCUUCGUCAUUCAUAUGAUGACAAGCACAUAUCUCUGCCUUAUCACUCUUGCUGUCAGCGGUAGUCUCCAUGCUGCCGUCGAAAUCGGCAAUGAAAUUUCUAGUGGCCUCAACAAGACCAUUGACGAAGUCACAGACGGUAUGGGCAACGCUGUCAAAUCAGUCACUGAUGGAAUCGACAAGAUGAUCAGUGUACUCAGUAGCGUGCCCUUCGCGCCGGACUUCACAAAGCCAUCCAUCAACCUAGACGAUGACAUCAACAAACUUAAAGCCCUCGAAGUACCUCCGCAGCUACAACAGGGACUCCAAGAUCUCAACAAGUCAAUCCCGACAUUCGAAGACGUGCAGAAUUUCACCGACAACGUCAUUCGCCUGCCCUUCGAAGAAGUUAAGAAGCUCAUCGCUGGCAUGGACUCUUUCGAGUUCAACAGAACCCUUCUCCCUGUACCUGCAAAGGAACAACUUACGUUUUGCUCUGAAGGCAACUCUAUCAAUGAGUUUUUCGAUGAGCUUGCGGAACUCGAGGUCACAGCCAAGAGGGUUGCACUCGCAGUCCUUAUCGUUGCUGCUAUUCUUGUCAUCGUUCCUAUGGCUUGGUCUGAGACCCGUCGCUAUCGUAAAAUGCAAGAGCGUACUUUACUCAUCAAUAAAGGACACGAUGCCAUGGAUGUCGUCUACCUGGCUUCUCGACCGCAUUCGUCCACUUGGGGCCUUUGGUUAGGCCGCCGGUUCGGAUCUACCCGCCGUCAAACACUCGUCCGCUGGGUUGUUGCCUAUGCGACGUCCCCAACCAUGCUGCUGUUGCUCUCUCUUGGGCUUGCAGGGCUCUUCUCCUGUCUUUGUCAAUACCUCCUCUUGAGGAGCAUCCAGAAGAAAGUGCCCGAGCUCACCAACCAAGUGGCCGACUUCGCCGAGAAAGUUGUCAACUCCCUCAACAAUGCUUCAAUGUCCUGGUCAGGUGGCGUUAACGGCGCUAUCUCCAGUCUCGACGAUGACAUCAACAAGGACAUUCUUGGCUGGGUUAAUACGACAACAAGCGCCGUCAAUGGCACCCUCAAUGAGUUCGUUGACAGGAUGAGCAAGGCCCUCAACGAUACCUUUGGUGGUACUGUUCUCUAUGACCCCAUCAAAGAGGUUCUCAAUUGCUUAGUUGGAUUGAAGGUUGCUGGUUUCCAGAAAGGUUUGACAUGGGUCCAGGAUCACGCCCACGUAGAAUUCCCAGGCGUGAGGAACGACACGUUCUCUCUUGGAACCCUAGCCAAAGUUAGUAAUUCUUCGACUGCUGCUGAACUCCUCGCCAACCCCGGCGGCAAGACCAAGGAUGAAAUUAGCGAAGCCGUCGACCAUGUCGUCCGCUCGUUCCUCAAUGUCUCUGAUGCGGGUAAUCCUUAUACCACUGACCCAGCCAUGGAAGAAGCUCCCCGUACCCAAGCAUACCCUGACACUGCUGCACCGCCAUACGAGUACCCUGUCAACAAAGCGGCACCAUACACAAUCCAACCCCGACCUUUCCCCACCUUCGAGCCUACUGCAACCGCAGCACCCGAAUCUCAAACCGAAAAGGUUGGCAACGUCAGUGCCUCGCACACCGUGUCGGAAUCCGCUCGUCCUGGCCACCUACGCGCUAGUAGCCACGGCCACCUUGCAGGCCCUUCGCCCCUCGAUGAGAGAAACAACCCCUUUUCCGACCGCCAUGACGAGAAGCGGAAUCCGUUCUCUAAUUAA
Messenger RNA from Lindgomyces ingoldianus, 2166 nucleotides. RefSeq lists its product as uncharacterized. NCBI's taxonomy places the organism in Eukaryota, Fungi, Ascomycota, Dothideomycetes, Pleosporales, Lindgomycetaceae. The record is from RefSeq and is a predicted model, not a curated record. Gene Ontology annotation, cellular component: mating projection tip. Bases 1 to 2166 code for a protein of 721 amino acids. The transcript is spliced from 2 exons.